AUGUCAGCAGUUAAACUCAAGGAAAGUAAAGUCAGAAUUGGUCAUUCUCUGAAUGAAGGAGAGAAGCAGCAUGUUACCCACAGGAGAGAGACUGUUCUACAGUGUUUACAGAGACACAAGAUCCCCUGCAGUCUGGAUACAAUGCCCAACAUUGCACUGCUGGGCUCUGGAGGAGGUGAACGAGCCAUGGUGGGAUUACUGGGAUCACUGGUUCAGCUGGAGAAAUGUGAUCUACUGGACUGCAUGCUGUAUCUGAGUGGAGUCUCAGGAUCCACAUGGUGCAUGGCGUCCUUAUACAAAGAGCCAGACUGGUCCACCAAACUGGAUGCUGUGCAGGAGAAAAUCAUUAAAAGGCUUGAUGGGUCUGAAGUCAGCUGGUCAGAUGCUUGGGAAAAACUGAAAAAUUACUAUAACCAGAGAGACAACUUCUCCCUGACAGACCUCUGGGCUGUAAUGUUUGUCACAAUGAUCGUGAAAGAGAUUGAUGAGAACACUAUAAGCAGUCAGAAUGAGAAUCACAGCAGUGACCCAUAUCCCAUCUACACUGUGACAGACAAACAGUGCAAACAGGAGGAACUGAACCGAGAUGCCUGGUUUGAGAUUACACCUCAUGAAGCUGGAUACUCCCUAACUGGGGCUUUUGUGGAUGCAGCCUGUUUUGGGAGUCAGUUUACAAAUGGAACUGCAGUUAAAAAGCAGCUUGAGACUGACAUGCUGUAUCUGCAAGGACUCUGUGGCAGUGCCCUCGCUGAUGAAGAAGAAAUAAAGGAGUGGUUAUGGAAAAAGAUCAAAGGUAUUCAUGGCCAAAAGGUGCUCUUAACUGUAAUGGAGCUGAACAUUUGUGUACUGAACAAAGAGGACCCCACAAAUCUAAUCACAGAAAUGACUGUGCUGUUGAAAGGAAAGCAGGACAAACAUAUGAGGGCGAUGUUUAUCUCUGCACAGGAGUUACUCCAUGAGCACAGACAUUACAUACUGGAGCAGUACACACUGACCAUAUGUGAAAACUACGAAGAUUGGUUUGAGACCUCAGAGAGAAAAGCAAGGAUCUCGUGGAUUAUCCCAAAGAUCAUACAGCUUCUUUGCAACUGGACAUGGGGAACGACAUACAAUUUCCUCCACAAAAUGAAAGUGGAAGAUGUGCACGCCUCUGUUCUGAGUGAGGAGAAGAGAUAUUAUGAAGAUGCUGGACUGCUGAACAACUCUCCCUAUUUCCCAAUGCUGAGAGAGGAGAGAGACAUCGAUCUCAUCAUCUCCCUUGACUUCAGUGCUGGAGACCCCAUGGAGACUGUGAUCAAUACCUCUGAAAUGUGCAGCGACUUGAAGAUUCCUUUCCCUGAGGUGAAAUUGCCAAGAGGUGUUUCUGAGCCAGAUGACUUCUAUCUGUUUGAGGGGGAGAACGGAGCUCCCACUGUGAUCCACAUUCCCCUUUUCAACAAAGUCAACUGUGAUGGUCAUAUUAAGGAGUGGGCAGACAGAUACACUACGUUUCAGAUGGCCUACAGCCAUGACAUGAUCAUCGAUCUGAUUGAAAAAGCAGGCGAGAAUGUGAAAAACAACAAGGCAAGACUAGUGACAGCGAUUCGGCGGGUCAUUGAGAAAAAGGAGGCCAAAGCACACUAG
Messenger RNA from Chanos chanos (milkfish), 1623 nucleotides. RefSeq names its product cytosolic phospholipase A2 gamma-like. The transcript has 13 exons. Lineage: Eukaryota; Metazoa; Chordata; Actinopteri; Gonorynchiformes; Chanidae. The record is from RefSeq and is a predicted model, not a curated record. The coding region runs from base 1 to 1623 and encodes 540 amino acids. Gene Ontology annotation, cellular component: nuclear envelope; nucleoplasm; cytosol. Gene Ontology annotation, molecular function: calcium ion binding; calcium-dependent phospholipid binding. Gene Ontology annotation, biological process: glycerophospholipid catabolic process.